GGGGCGGCGUCUGUCGCCGCUGCGCGCUGCGGUGCGGGCGGCGGGACGAUGGAGCCGGGAUCGCGGCACGUUCUGAUCCCGCUCGCCGUCCCUGCUGACACCUGAGCCACAGCGGUGAUGCUGCCGAGACCUCUGCAGCCCACAAGUCAACCUGCAUGAUUGUCAGCCAUGCCUUUAGUGAAGAGGAACAUCGAACCCCGGCACCUGUGCCGCGGUGCUCUGCCGGAAGGAAUCACCAGUGAGCUUGAAUGUGUAACUAAUAGCACUCUCGCCGCAAUCAUCCGCCAGCUAAGCAGUCUGAGCAAACAUGCAGAGGACAUAUUUGGUGAGUUGUUUAAUGAGGCUAACAACUUCUACAUCAGAGCAAAUUCUCUUCAAGACAGAAUUGAUCGCCUUGCUGUCAAAGUCACCCAGCUGGACUCCACAGUGGAGGAGGUCUCACUACAGGAUAUCAACAUGAAGAAAGCAUUCAAAAGCUCUACCAUCCAGGACCAGCAGGUGGUUUCCAAAAACAGCAUUCCCAACCCUGUGGCUGACAUUUACAACCAGAGUGACAAGCCUCCACCUCUGAACAUUCUCACACCGUACAGAGAUGAUAAGAAGGACGGGCUGAAGUUCUACACGGAUCCCUCUUACUUCUUUGACCUCUGGAAAGAAAAGAUGCUGCAGGACACAGAAGACAAGAGGAAGGAGAAACGACGCCAGAAGGAGCAAAAACGUGUAGAUGGCACCACCCGUGAGGUGAAAAAGGUUAGAAAAGCCAGGAACAGGCGCCAGGAGUGGAGUAUGAUGGCGUAUGACAAGGAGCUUAGGCCCGACAACAGGUUGUCUCAGAGUGUGCACCACGGAGCAUCCUCCGAGGGAUCUCUGUCCCCAGAUACUAGGUCUCACACAUCCGACAUCACCGAUUACUCUUACCCUGCUACUCCCAGCCACUCUCUGCAGCCACAGCCCGUGACACCGUCCUGCACAGCGGGUGACGCGCCACUGCAUGGCACCGCAAACCAAGGCGCUGAGCAUGAGUUCCGACCCUCAUCUGCCUCGGCAAGGCACAUGGCCCUGAACAGACCUCAGCAGCCACCGCCGCCACCUCCUCCCCAGGCCCCAGAGGGGUCCCAGACUUCUACAUCCGUGGCUCCAGCCGACUAUGGGAUGCUUCCAGCACAGAUAAUUGAAUACUACAACCCCUCAGGACCACCACCCCCUCCCCCUCCCCCCAUGAUUCCUUCAGCACAAACUGCCUUCGUCAGCCCUCUCCAGAUCCCCGCGCACCCCCCAUUCCCUGCCUCUGCUGGUUCCACGUACCCUGCCCCUUCUCACCAGCCCUCCACUGGGCUCCUGGCCACAGCACCUCCGCCUCCAGGCCCCCCACCUCCUCCACCUGGCCCUCCUGGUCCCUCUUCUCUUUCAUCCUCUCCACUGCAUGGUCCACCCGUGGCUGAGGGAAAGCGCCCGGAACCUGCACAGCCACCCAUAAGUGAUGCAAGAAGUGACCUCCUGGCUGCCAUCCGGAUGGGAAUCCAGUUGAAAAAGGUGCAGGAGCAGCGUGAGCAGGAAGCCAAGCGGGAGCCCGUCGGGAAUGACGUGGCCACAAUCUUGUCCAGACGCAUCGCUGUGGAGUACAGCGACUCAGACGAUGACUCUGAGUUUGACGAGAAUGACUGGUCGGACUGAAUCGCACAGGGCCGGGCGGCAGGUGGACAGCCAGGGCACCGUAUGGAAGUGUGUUAGGAGCGCGUGUGAUCUCUGCACCCACAUAGUGGUAUUACCCUGUAGCUUUAGUAACUUUUGUAUUAACAGUGUGCUAUUGCUUCUGCACAUCCUUCUGGAUCUGUUGAGUAUUUACUGUGUAAUACUUAAGUGCCACUAAACACAGCACUCCGUGCUGCACACCAGGAGACACGCUGUAACUAGUGCAUAGUCCUGAAAUAGCAUCUCACUUCCCUCUCGGCCAUGAGAGUCUCACUCUUGUCCAUCCUGAUUCGGCAGACUUGCCGUGUGUCCGUGGCGCUGCCCAGUGUCAGGUCUUUGCAGGAUGAAUGGCUGUGUGUCACAGUGAUGUCUUCCAACCAGUAGGCGAUACUGCUUUACCGUUUCUUUCCUUCGCAGGGUGGUUUCCAGAUGGACUUGGUUCUGGAGGGAGAGGUUUAACAAGUCAGAAUGAGACGUUUCUCCAUUUGGACUCUUGGCCUGGUGGCCUUCGAGGGAGUGGGCUGCUCUGCUUUCCUUGUCUGCUCUGUUGCUUUUUGCUACCUUUGCACCACAGCAGAGGGCUCCCUUUGUAAGCAGGGGCCCCUCUGGGUACUCACGUGGAAAGGGCCCACUAGUGACUUUUGUACAGUGUUGCAAAUGGAGCUCACUGUAGUGGCCAGCCCUGAUAGUGUGGACACCAGUUAGCCAGGCCAGGCGCAAGCCGCCCGGAGUCUGCAGAGCUUACAUGACAAAGCAUCUGGUCCCCUCCUCCUCCACCCAGUGCAGAUGAGACCUACACAUUUCACUUCCUGGGAUCCCUGCUCCUCUGUUCACCAUGGAGAGAGCAUAAUUCAGCACCUCACCCCACUUGCUCAGAAUCUUAGGAGCUUGGGUUUAGCUGAGAAAUGCCGCCAGCUGUUCACAACCCACGGUGCUGUGGCUGGAUUCACACUCAGUCUCUCAAACAGGGCCUUCACCUGAAGCACAGUACUCUUCUCUCAUGUUGUUGGCACAUUUUAAUUUUAAAAAGUACCUCACAAGAUAAACUGGAUCCAGCCAGUUGCCAUGGCAGAGAAGAACCCUGACUUCCCCUCUGCUCGCUGGUCCCUGGCCUAGGCAGGGGCUUAACUCCAGGAGGACAGUGUCUCCUUUGCCGUUCUGGAAGGACAGCCGCUCAUUUAAAUAAGUCACUGGGUGUCCCCAUGCUUGGUUACAUAGGACCUCACACACAUGCUGGGCUCUAGGUGCACACUUCAAAUGGACCACAGCCAAUAGUAUGGCUCACUUUUGAUGAAAAGAAGAAUCUAGAUCUGGGGUGGAGUUGUGUCAGUCGAUGUGGAAUGUCAGUGAGGUAGUAACAAGUGAUUUCUGCUCACGAGUUUGGGGACAUCACCCAGCUGCCCAUGUCACCCUCUGUGUGAGUGGACACCUGUCCACUUGGGAAGCUGUCCUUUAACCCCUGCCAGUAGUAGGUUCUAGUCACAUGGAAUCUGACACUGAAACCCAUCUGCAGCCCCCCUUAUGCCCUGCUUUGGCGUGCGUCCCAGUGCUGCCGGGUGGACUGGCAUGCACUUGAGUGAUCAGCCUGGAGCCUGUGCAGACGUGGCCGUUGCUGUGACUCACGAUCAUAGUGGUGAUUUUAAGAAGCUUUUCUGUUUCGUUCUCAUUUCUGUUUUUCUGGCACUGAGACCUACCGUGUUGACAUUAUCCUCACGACUGGGACAUUUUGAGUCUUUUGUUAUGUUGGCAGCAGUUUGUCUCUGUUGUUCCUCCUGUGUCCGUGUGCCCUGUGGAACUCCAGAACUCACGUUGGCUGCACUCCUUCAUUUGGUAGGGUCCUUAUGCUCUCAGGGUGGAGGAAAUAUGUAAAGCUACCAGCCAUUGCCAGGAUUUCUUUUACUGAUACCAUAUCAUAGUGAUGUUAGUGGCACUUUAUUCAUAAAUAUUCAUGAGCUUAUCAGUUGUUGGUUGUCCUGUAGUUUCAUCAACCAGUGAGUUUUAGUUUGUUUUUAUAGCUAGUGAGAAGCUUUUGCCCAAUGUAUUAUGUAAGCUUUAAAAGAAUGGAAAAUGACUAAAUCCAAUUUAGAUCAUUUUUAGAGUAUCUUUUCAGCAAAUUUGAUUUAGUCUAAAAUUUAAAUCCAAAAUGCUUCUAAAUACAAUACCUUACAAAAGAGAAAAAAGUAAAAGUUUAAAUUUUUGAUUUUCAUUUUUUAAAAAUAUCUACUAAAACAAAUGGAGAACAGAAUUUCAUAGCAUAUUUAAUUUCUAUAAGUUUCAUGCUUAGAUUACAGCUACAGAUUUUAAGGCUGUUUAAAAUUGUCCCCAGCUUUAGUCUUCUCUAUGUAUUUCAGCUGAGUAUCUGACAUAUUUUUUCUCAUUAUAUAGACUCAGGCGAAUGGAUAGAUGGAGGUGUGGGUGGGGAGCGAGUGGGCAGAUGGAUGGAUGGGUAGGUAGGUAGGUAGACGGAUGAUAGGUGGGUGGAUGGAUGGAUCAGUGGAUGGGUAAGUGGAUGAGUGAAUGGAUGGAUAGGUGGGCGGGUGGAUUGGUGAGUGGGUGGAUGAGUGGGUGGUAGAUAGAGGAAUCAAUUGUAGAUGAUGCAUGAAUGGUUGGAGGUAUGGAUGGGUGGUAGAUGGAUGGAUGCAUGGCUGAGUGGUGGAUGGAAGAUGCCUGAGUCUGCACGUCACUGCACUGCUGAAGGGAAUGAGUGCACAAACCAUGAGCUUCGGUACUUAGAUUUUAUUCACCAAGAUGCAGUUAGAAGAUGGAUGUUUUCAUCCUCGUACAUUUUUAACACAUCAAAAUUGUUAUGAGCACAGGAUGGGAAGGGUUAUGAAAGCUUUGUAAUAUUUUAAGCAGAAAUGUGUGAUACAUUUGAAUCCCUUAAAGACUGCAAAGAGUGUAUCAGCAAGACUAGCAAGGAGUUUUUUUGUUUUAUGCAGGAGAGUAUCUGUUAUCUUGCAGUAUUAUCAAUGCAGUUGUGAAUUGAAUCUAAAGUGGUAUUAAAAAAUGUCGAACAAUUUUUAAUCUGUUUGUAUAUCUUACUAUAGAUCACAAGUAACAUCUAAAUAAAAUUACACGUGUAAGUCUA
Molecule: messenger RNA, 4780 nt
Organism: Peromyscus eremicus (cactus mouse)
Lineage: Eukaryota; Metazoa; Chordata; Mammalia; Rodentia; Cricetidae
Gene: Wasf3
Product: WASP family member 3
Exons: 10
Coding region: 169-1674 (501 amino acids)
Biological process (GO): actin cytoskeleton organization; positive regulation of Arp2/3 complex-mediated actin nucleation
Cellular component (GO): cytoskeleton
Molecular function (GO): protein kinase A regulatory subunit binding; Arp2/3 complex binding; actin binding
Source: RefSeq, a predicted model, not a curated record